AUGUCCACUCACUCGCAACCAUGGGACGAUUAUCAGAACCUUCAGAUGCCUCCGUCCACCCAGGAGCUCUCCCGCACCUCCCGCUUCGAGCAGAACAUGCAGUUCGAGCCCGCCCCGCUCUCGCCCGACCUUCCCCGAGCCACCUUGCACGAUGUCUCGUCAUAUGCACCGUCGUCGGCACCCGCUCGUCAAGGUCCAAGCAACCCGACCCAAUGGGAUGCUCUCGUGAAGUACUACCCCGAGAUGUUCGCACGUGAUAUCCGUCCAAUGAACGCGUCUGUCCCGCCGGUACGGGAGCAGCCCCAGGUUCAGCCUCGCUAUCAAGUCCCCUCGCAGUCAUACCCAUCUCAACCACGCUCGUAUCCGGAACCUCGGCCCGCCUCCAUGCACGCGCGCGCGCCGCCCGUCACAUUUGCGGGUCUUCACGGUACGGGUGGUUAUCCGCACCCGGAUACCCGCGCUCCCAGCUCAUGUAUGCCGGCGAACAACUUCGGUCGGGCUGUAUCGUAUGGUCAGCCUGGCGAGCUCCCCGGCACCCCCUUCCAAGCACAGGCGAUGCCACCACCCGCCGUUCAGGCUGCUCCGACUGCUCGUGGUGGUGUGGCCCCGCAAGGUCCUCUCGUUGGCUCGCAGACUAUGCCAGUUGGUGCGAACUCGGCAAAGUCUACACCGCCAAACCUGCGUGAUGGUUCCGAGAGAGCGCAGGUGCACUAUCGCGAGAUGCAAUGA
This is a messenger RNA of Peniophora sp. CBMAI 1063, 729 nucleotides long. Lineage: Eukaryota; Fungi; Basidiomycota; Agaricomycetes; Russulales; Peniophoraceae. The record is from the annotation of a GenBank genome assembly.